Thalassophryne amazonica is the source of this 3356-nucleotide messenger RNA. RefSeq names its product innate immunity activator a (gene inavaa). Bases 711 to 2486 code for a protein of 591 amino acids. Gene Ontology annotation, biological process: positive regulation of protein ubiquitination; adherens junction maintenance. The transcript has 9 exons. Lineage: Eukaryota; Metazoa; Chordata; Actinopteri; Batrachoidiformes; Batrachoididae. The record is from RefSeq and is a predicted model, not a curated record.
GACUGCUGCUCUACUUUAUUUCAACAUGAUUUUGUUUAUUGUCAGCUGGUUGUUUGGUGGAGUAUUACAGCAGAACACAGCAAGCCAUAAACAUGAAAUGUUUGUGAAAUGUGGCACGGGGAUCAGCUGGGACCUCAUGGCGUGACGCUGCGUGGACAAGCUCAGCAUUGAGACAUUCUUCCACUUCAAAGCCCCCAGAGGGUUCUGUGAACACUGGUUGAAUAGGAACUGUGGGAGGGGUGUGCAGGGAGAACAGGUGCAGUCCAUGAGUGGAGUGAUUCCCGCUGCCAUCUGCUUUCUUUUUUGAGGUCUGGAUUCUUUAAAAUUAAACGCCCCCUGACACACCUCAUGGCGACACACUCCCCUAGCCCGCCGCACCACGCCGUGUCACCAUGGCACCCCGAUUCGGAUUAACCUCUGCACAUGUGCCGAGUCAAGCGUGGGGGUCUGCUGUCUUUUGUGAGAGUGGUGAGCAGUAGAAUGAGGGAAGAGGAGGAGGAGGGUGAUGGAAAACUGAAUGGAAAAGUAAAAGUGUGUGAAAGGACACUCGCCAUUCACUUUUGUUAAGGAACAGAAUGUCGCAUGAAUUAAGUCAUUUCAUAACAAGAUGGUAGAAGAAUAUAGAACUUUUGACAGAAAAAUCCAGUUUUCAGUAAAAAAAAAAAAAAACCCUGCAUAUUUCAACAGGAAUUUCUAAAAAAGGAUUCAAGAUGACGGCCAUCGAGAGCAAAGAGGAGAUCAGUGACACGGACAGCGGGAUUAUUUUGAACUCUGGGCUGGACAGUCCAAUGUCCCCACUGAAGGACCUGACCACCCACACCAGGGCCCUGAAGCUGAAGCAUCAGUCUCUGGAGGAGCACCUGGAGCUUUGCCUUCUGGAGCUCAGGAAGCUCUGCAUCAGGGAGGCAGAGCUGACUGGAAAACUGCCCUCAGACUAUCCGCUGAUGCCUGAUGAAAAGCUGCCCCGGGUUAGACGGAGAAUAGGAGCUUCUUUCAAGCUGGAUGAAUUGAUCCAAAUGAAUGAAGAGGAUUCAGAGUUACAAGCUCAUGAAAUAGACUUGGCUGUUCAGAGGCAGAUUUACGAAGCAGCUCACAAACUGUCCUUGGAGGAGAACCUCAGUAAACCCCAGAGGAAGAGUCGUCUGCAGCAGUGCAAGAGGGAGAAGAAAAAAUUGAAGGACCUUCAGGAGGCUGUGUUCCAACACAGGAUCAAGAGCGAGUGCAACUCUCCGUGCACCAGCAUCUCAACACCUCAAAACAAAGAUCUGUGCAUAUCUGAUGACAGCUCGUUGUCUGACGUCGUGGCUCUUGAUGAUGAUGUGGACCCGCACAGUCCCCUCUCUCCUCGAGUGAUGGGCACUUCUUACUCUGAACCCCUCCAGCUGUCAUCCAGGACCCUGCAGUCCUCACAGCAGCCAUCAAAUCAGCUCACUGUGGAGUACGAACACUGCCCCAUCCAAAACUCUCCAUGGAAAGAGUCCAGUCUGGACCAACCUUACCAGAAGGCCACAAAGUCUCAGUCUACUUGCAGCAGCAGGUCCAGUAGUCCAGCAAUCACCCAGGCGUGUCUGGACAGUAGCAGGAUUCUACCCUCCCCGUUUAUCAAGAGUCCAGCACUGCAUCAUUCCCACUCUACCAGUGCCCCCUCCACCCCAGAGCUGAACGUACGCCGACAGUAUUCCCAGUCCUUCAGAUUUUCCAAAAGCAAACUAUCUGCUGACAAAGUGCUGCUCAGCUCAGAAAAUAAACCAGGUCGAUCCAUGCUCCUGCAACAGCGUUGUGCGGCUGACUUCACGAUUCGCUCACCAGAGUAUUCCCCACGGUGUGUGUAUCAGUCCAGCUCUGAGGACAGCAACUCACAACCCUCUGUUUCCUCCUAUGUUUGUUCUCCUGGUCAGAAUGGACCCACAGAAAUACCAAAACUCUGCCCUCCGCCUUACGGAUUCCACUUUGGAGCCCAGAAAAAGGGGCUGUCCGGCUUCACCAGUCCUAGUUCAUACAAACACAUCAACCAGUCUCAGGUCAGCCAGGGUCACAUCAGAGCCACAACAGAGGAUGGUCCCCUUUCCCCCCAGGACUCGUGCAUAGGGAAGUGCUACCUAUCGUCACCUCCAGUGGCCCACAACCCUCAGCAACAAGGGCAGGAGGGAGCAUUGUCUCCAAAGAGAAUGCUGAAGCCCCCUCCGCCCUACGCAAUGCUGGUGCGAACACCUUCACUGAAAGACUACCCAAACCAUGUCAUCCGCCUGAUGCCCAGGGAGACUGUGUCGGAAGAGUUGAAGUCUUGGCACCAGAGGAAUCAGCUUGAAAAGCUAUGGCCAGGCUGCACAGAACAGCAGAGUGCCCAAAGUGUGAAGAGCCCCACCUCACCUCACCUGCCACCUUUUAAACGGGGUUCAGGAAAUGUGAUUCUCCAGAGGGCUGCCGAUGGGACCCCGAUCCAGUGGUUCGUAGCAGAGGAUGCAGAAAUAGUGAGCCAGGUGUAGUCAGUAUGUUCAGCAGAAUAUACAUUAUGUGUGAUUCUAUUUAUCCCUGUAUGAGUCAGUUGACUCUGUGAGAUUGUAAGUCCAAAGAGGCAUGACGCUCAUUGGCAUGAUGCAGAAACAUGUACCUUUUUGGUACCAUAGUGAAAAAGUAUCUUUUUUUUUUUAUUUAAAACUUUAUGUAAAGUGGCACAGCAGUUUUAUUUAUUUUACAGUUAUUUAAAUAGAUUAUUCUAAAGUGUCUGUGAAUUAAGAUUUUUACCAUUUCAAAAACAUGUCAAAUGGAUCAUAUGAAACAACAACAGCAAAGAAAAUCUUUGUGGCUGGCACACAUUUUGCAGAACUUCACCAACAGUAGUUUUCAAAGAUGUCUUCCUCUUCCUAAUAUAAUUGUUAUAUUUUUGUAUAUGUUUAAAGUUUCUUACUUACAGUAUAGAGACUUUUGUCAAGUUUUUUUAAUAUUUGAAACUGCAUUGUUUUUUUUCCUACUAAAUAAUUAAAAUGUAACAUCUGUGUAGCCAAGAACCAGAGGUGGGAUAAAGUCACCAUCAAGUUAUUCUCAACUCAUGAAUCAGCAAGUCCCAAGUCAAGUCUCAAGACAUAAUGACCACCAAUUGUUUGCAGGCUGACGUGAGACUUGACUUGGGACUUGCAGAUUGAUGACUUGACAGUGACUUCGUCCCACCUCUGCCAAGAACUAAAAUAAGCUCAACCUUAACUCUUUGCUAUUAACUCCUAUUAAUUAAUCACUGAUUCCUUUAACAGUGGUUUGAUGAAUGUUCACACUGCAGUAUGGCAUGUUGUUACUAAUCAAGUGAUUGUGUCCAUUUGAUAUUUUUUGGUAUAUUUAUAAUAAAAUUCUGACGCAAAGUU